Messenger RNA from Purpureocillium lilacinum, 1455 nucleotides. Its product is annotated as mitochondrial translocator assembly and maintenance protein 41. The record is from RefSeq and is a predicted model, not a curated record. Gene Ontology annotation, biological process: CDP-diacylglycerol biosynthetic process; cardiolipin biosynthetic process. Gene Ontology annotation, cellular component: mitochondrion. Gene Ontology annotation, molecular function: phosphatidate cytidylyltransferase activity. Lineage: Eukaryota; Fungi; Ascomycota; Sordariomycetes; Hypocreales; Ophiocordycipitaceae.
AUGGCCGUCUUUGAGCUCGGCCUCGCGGUAGCGACCAGCCAGUCCUCCGAAUCAUCGACUUCGAGCCCCAAGCGCAAAGAGUCGGCAGGCGGCAAGUUUAACCUCUAUGGCGACGACUGGGAAGACUCGGUCGACUUUGCCAUCAAGUCGUUCGAGGACUUGCCUCAUCGCCUGUUUGGCGUCAAUCAGCACAUGAUCAUAAACUACGAGCUCAAGGAAGCCUUGCGCAUCAUGCUACGCCAGUUCAACGCGCCCAUCGUCUACUGCUUCGCGUACGGCUCGGGCGUGUUCCCGCAAGAGGACACGAGCGGCCGCACCAUCACUGAAGCCGAGUUUCGCGCGGUCCACCCCAAGCCUCCCGAAGCUCUGGUCAAGGCGCAAAAGGGCUCCCCCAAGAUGAUCGACUUCAUAUUUGGCGUGUCACACACGCAACAUUGGCACUCGAUCAACAUGAAGCAGCACCGCGACCACUACUCGGGCAUCGCCUCCCUUGGCUCGGGAUUCGUUUCGCGCGUACAAAACUGGGGCGCUGGCGUCUACUUCAAUCCGUUCAUUGAGAUGAACGGCAUGCUCAUCAAGUACGGCGUCACCAGCAUCGACAACCUCGUCAAAGACCUCUCCACCUGGGAUAACCUCUACCUCGCGGGCCGCCUCCAAAAACCUGUCAAGAUCCUUCGUGACCAUCCGCAGGUCCGCCUCGCCAAUCAACACAACCUCAUCGCCGCCGUCCGCACGGCUCUCCUCCUGCUCCCACCGGACUUUACUGAGACGCAGUUGUACAGCACCAUCGCGGGUCUAAGCUACCUCGGCGACCCCCGUAUGGCCCUGCCCACGGAGAAUAAGAGCAAGGUCGACAACAUUGUCAACAAUAAUGUCGUCCACUUCCGCCGGCUCUAUGCGCCUCUGAUCAAGACACUUCCAAACGUGGCCUUUACCAGCCCCGUGCGCCUCGACGACGAGGACUGGGUGCUCGACCCGACCGCCGACACCAAGCUGCAGCAGGACAUGGACCCUGUCAAGCGCGGGAACAUGGUUAGACGCCUGCCUCGCAGCUUUCGGUCCCGUCUCUACUUCCAGUACCAAAAGAAGUUUCACAUGCCCCGCGAGGAGUUUAAUCGCAUGAUGGAGGCGUCAUCCGACGACAGCGGCUCGAUCAAGCGUCGACAGGGCGGCGAGUUCGAGCAGCGUAUCGCUCGUGACGACCCAGAGGACCUGCAGCACAUCGUGCGCCAGGUCAUCAAGCAGACGGUCAACUGGCCGAGCACGACACAGAGCAUCAAGGGCCUACUCAUGGGCGGCUGGGGCCGCACCUUGAGAUACUUGGCCGAAAAGUACGCCAAGUGGAAGAAGGGCCGCAAAGAUGCUGAGGCCAAGCAGCCGGAAGCCAAGCAGCCGGAAGCCAAGGAUCGGCCAAAAACCGGCGACGAGGCGGGCAGCGAGAAGAAGGAAGAGUAA